CAGAAGCCUUCUGGUCUCACUUCUCUAAUUUUUCUUUUUCUUGCUUCAUGAAUUUCACUCUUUGAUUUCUCUCUCAUUUGUUGGAAAUUUUGGAUACCGUUUGCGGCAAAUUGACGCCCACGACGAGAUCUUCAAAUCCAUACCAACAAUUUCAGCUUUUGGACACUCUAGGGAGUCCGAAAAUUGAGACCCAUUUUGAGGGUUUGAGGUAGAAAAUUUGGGGGUUUUGUAUAUAAUUGAGAAUGAUGUCACGGCGUGAGGAACCCAGGGAAGUUGGCCCUAGGCCAACAAGGGGUGAUGUUGGCGAGGGCUCUAGCUCCAAUCCGGCGGAGCCAGUUGAUGAGGACACACUUCUUCGGGAUUUAAUUGCCCCAAGAGUUGUUCCUACAAGGAGGGAUAAUGUGGAAGCACCCGUUGAAGAGGGUGAAAAUUCGGAGGAAAUAGUAUUGAAUCGCUUGUUGCAGAGGGCCUUGAGGGCCACCAUUGCUACUCAGCCGCAGCCGAUACCACAACUGGUAAUGCAAGUGAAGAAGACGCCAGCAUAGAAGCGUCUCAAGAUUAUUAAAGGGUUUUCUUAGUUGAUGCCGAUAAUGUUUGAAGGUGGUGCAGAUCCCAAAGUAGCGGAUGACUACAUGGAGCAAGUUGAAACUCAAUUGACUUCUAUGGAUGUGACGGAGGAUCACUUGAAAAUCAUCCUAGCCACUUACAAGUUCACAAAGGAUGCCAAGUUUUGGUGGAAAUCGAUCACAAAUCAAUAGAAGAUUGAAGAGAUGAGUUGGGAUAGAUUCAACCUCCAAUAGGUGGGAGUUAAAGAAUCAGUUUAUAGCCUUAUCCAAGGCAAUAUGUCAGUGACAGAAUAUGAGAACAAGUUCACGUCUCUUUCCCGCUUUGCUCCAGAAAUGGUGAGUAAUGAAGUUGAUAAAGUUUGGAAGUUUAUCUCUGGACUUGACUACAAAAUGAGACCGUUGUUAAUAGCACAGGGAAUCAAGGUUUAUUUUGAGGUAGUGGAAAGGACAUUGAUGCUAGAGAUGGAGGCCAAAGAUAAAAAUGCAAAAAGGGAACAGUGGAGACAAAAGAGGAAUGCAAGACCAUCUGCAGAGGGACCUUCAGGGAAAAAGAACAGGGGUGUUUCAUUUCAGUUUCAGGGGCAGCAAUUUGCACGAUCCGCUCCUACCACUCCUAUGCCAGCAACGUCUGCCAAGGGUGGUGUCAUUUGUUAUCGUUGUAAUCAGCCGGGUCACUACAAGUCAGAGUGUCCACAGAUAUCGGUUAAUUUUGGGGUUUGUUUUGGUUGUGGCCAACAGGGCCAUAAGGUUAAGAAUUGUCCUAAUCAGGGAGCAGGCACCGGUAGUGGCAGAGGGUCACAGCAGAGGCCGUCACAAUCGACUACGGUUCAGUCAGGUUUCAGACCACCACCAUCACAGCCUGCCAUGUCCUCUCAGGGUUCACGGCCAGUUAGGAGGGAUACUCCUACUAUGUCAGUGCAGCAGUCAGGUGAACAGAUUAGUAGUCCUCAGGCACAGGCACCGUAGGGGCGUGUCUUUACACUUGCACCGACUGAUGCAUCUCCUAGAUCGUCAGUUCUCUGAGGUAUAUUUCCAGUGUUUGGUUCUUGGGCCGUGUUUUGUUUGACUCUGGUGCAUCUCAUUCCUUCAUAUCAUCAUCAUUUGCACUUGCAUCGGGGUUAGAGGUCAGUUUUAUGGAUCGGGCGUUGUGUGUUGAUACGCUAGCUGGGGUUUCAGUGUCUUUGACCCAAGUUGUGCAGGAUUGUUCCAUUGUGAUAGCCGGGCGGAUCUUUAUGUUUGACCUUAUCCUUCUGGAGAUGACUAGCUUUGAUAUCAUUCUCGGGAUGGAUUGGUUAGCUUCCUUUCGUGCCACAAUCGACUGUUUUAGAGGUAGAGUCACAGUUUGCACUCCCGAGGGAGACUGUUUCUUUUUCAUGGGAGAUCGGAAUGAUUCCCACAUUUCAUUAUUUUAUGAAGUUCGUGGACGGAGUCGUGGUGAUUACUUCUUGGCUAGCUGUGACGACCCUGGUUUUUUAGGCCAGCGCGUCUUAUGAUGAACCGAAGAUUGACCCGAUAACGGAUCCGAAUGCGGAAGCAAAAAUAGAAAACAAGACUCUAAGAAGUCAAAGUGACCUUCCAUGAGGUCGUGGAACUCAACAAGAACUGAUGCAGAAGCAAAACAUCAAAAACAUGACAAAUAAGCCCCCAGGGGCAAAAUAGUCAUUUUUAAAAAUCGUAGAUUCGGGUACCACCGAGCAUACCGCUGGAAAGACAACGAAAAACUGAUCAAGAUGGACUCAAGAAUCGCAUGAUUCGGAGUCCAGACGAAGGAGAAACGUCAUGACGAAGAAAAACGAGCACUUAAGGCAAAAAGGGUAAACUGGUAAUUAUCCAGGAAGAAUCGGGUGUAACCGAGCAUACCGUUGGAAAGACGGAGAAAAAUUAGUUAAGUUCAAAAAAAAAUUCACUUGAAUCGGAGUCCGGACAAAGGAGAAAUGCCCAAAAGAAGAAAUGACGUCGCGACGGCCCGACGAGGAGCCAUGACAGCCCCAUGCGCACACCCAUGCACGCGCCCAUGCACGCCGCGCGUGAGCUGGGUGCACCAUGGCUGGCAGCAGCAGCCAUAAAGCUGCUAUGGGGUAAUUUUUCAGAAAAAUCCAGAACAAAGGCUGAAUUUGGAGGCCUAGAUGAACUUUUUUGCAAAAACACAAAGAAGAAACCCCCCUCAAAAUCGAGUUUUCUACGUAACAUGUAAGAAAAAUAAAUAAAAAAAAACUCACUGAAAAAUGCCCAAAAUGCCCUCUCAAGAAAACUGGUCCAGAGGGUCCAAAAAGCUGCUAAAUUUAAAAACUGAGAGCUGAACUUCGGAUGCGAUUUCCGAUGCCAAGAUGGCUUUUUCUGGAAAAACACGGAAAAGAAACCCCCCCUAAAAUCAUGUUUUCUAUUCAACCAUGUUGAAAGAAUAAAAUAAAACCACCGUGAAAAGUCUUUAAUGCCCCUAGAUCAGAAUAUGCAAAAAAAAGUGCGAAAUGAAUUCACAAGAGACUCAAAACACAAACGAUAAGGUUGUGCCC
Molecule: messenger RNA, 3079 nt
Organism: Cornus florida
Lineage: Eukaryota; Viridiplantae; Streptophyta; Magnoliopsida; Cornales; Cornaceae
Exons: 2
Coding region: 843-1532 (229 amino acids)
Biological process (GO): positive regulation of cytoplasmic translation
Cellular component (GO): cytoplasm
Molecular function (GO): translation regulator activity; single-stranded RNA binding; zinc ion binding
Source: RefSeq, a predicted model, not a curated record